Molecule: messenger RNA, 888 nt
Organism: Lonchura striata (white-rumped munia)
Lineage: Eukaryota; Metazoa; Chordata; Aves; Passeriformes; Estrildidae
Gene: HES1
Product: hes family bHLH transcription factor 1
Biological process (GO): regulation of DNA-templated transcription
Molecular function (GO): protein dimerization activity; DNA binding
Source: RefSeq, a predicted model, not a curated record
GCUGCCGCCGCCGCGGCGCCUCUUCCCGCCGGCGCACCAUGCCGGCCGACCUGAUGGAGAAGAGCAGCGCCUCGCCGGUGGCCGCCACCCCCGCCAGCGUCAAUGCGACGCCCGACAAGCCGAAGACGGCGGCGGAGCAUCGCAAGUCCUCCAAGCCCAUCAUGGAGAAGCGGCGGCGGGCGCGCAUCAAUGAGAGCCUAGGGCAGCUGAAGACCCUCAUCCUGGACGCGCUGAAGAAGGAUAGCUCCCGGCAUUCCAAGCUGGAGAAAGCCGACAUUCUGGAGAUGACCGUCAAGCACCUGCGGAGCCUCCAGCGAGCCCAAAUGACUGCUGCCCUGAGCACAGACCCCACAGUACUGGGCAAGUACCGAGCCGGCUUCAGCGAGUGCAUGAACGAGGUGACGCGGUUCCUCUCCACCUGCGAGGGCGUCAACACUGAGGUGCGCACCCGGCUCCUGGGCCACCUGGCCAGCUGCAUGACCCAGAUCAACACCAUGAACUACCCUGCGCCCCCCCCGCCGCCCCCGUUGCCACCAGCCGCAGCCUUUGGGCCACCUCUGGUUCCUCCAGGCAGUGGCGUGGGGCCACUCCCGGGCAUGCCCUGCAAGCCGGGUGCCGAUGCAGCCAAGGUGUACGGUGGCUUCCAGCUGCUGCCAGCCUCUGAUGGGCAGUUUGCCUUCCUCAUCCCCAGCACUGCCUUUGCUCCUGGUGGAGCUGUGCUGCCUCUGUAUGGUGGCCCAGCCACUGCUGCCUCGCCGCCAGGCCCGCCACCUGGCACGGCUGACUCAGUCUGGAGACCCUGGUGAGGGUGGUGGGCACCGGACUGGACUUGGCACUGCACCCCGUGCUGCUGGCACGGCUGUAUAUAGAUUAUAUGUUCAUAUUGGA